AUGAGUGCCGAAUCUCGCCAAGCUGGGGCGAGCAGCAAAUCCAAACGACGAUGGACCGACCCUGUUGACGAUGGCAAGGCGAAUGGGCCGGAGGAUUAUGCGGCUCAUCCCAAGCGACAGCGGGUAUCGCGCGCCUGCGAUAGCUGUCGCUCGAAGAAGGAUAAAUGCGACGGGAUCCAGCCUGUAUGCUCCACAUGCGCUUCCCUGUGUCGGCCCUGCACCUACAAAGCCAAUCCCAAGAAACGCGGUCUCCCGACAGGUUACAUUCGAUCCCUCGAGCUUCUAUGGGGUCUGGUCUUCCAAAGGAUUCAAGGCAGCGAGGAUGUGAUGCGAGCUUUGAUGAGGUCUGUUAAUCUUCCAAAUCACUUGGCGACAAUGGGCAAGGAAGCAGAGGGCUCCGAUACGUUACUGUCGUCCUUCAAGAACAGCACUGUUCUGAGAGAUCUUGAACAAAUGCUGGUCUUCCUGGAGCAGCCGGAGGAAGAAAAAGAGCGUCUCCUUCAAGCAUAUGGUGAAGCCGACACACCCCUCGAUGUCGAAGGGAUUCUCUCUUCUUCCGGGGCCCAGGAGUGGCAGAUCCCGCAAGGACUGGAUACUCGGGAGACAUCUUUGCCUGGGGUUUCACCAUCCCGAACAGCAAUAACUAGCUCGACACCGAGGUAUUCGCGCACCACCCGAGACUGUAGUAUCCAAACUGUACCAACGGCCGACCCUCACCCACCCUCCUCUUCUGUCCAAAACUCUGAUUCACAACCCCUCCCGAAGCAAUACUCUCUUAAACUUCCCUACAAUGCGUGGCCGCUCCUCGACAUAUAUUUCUCCUAUACACAAUGCUGGUUCCCUAUACUGGAGAAACAUGACAUCCUUCGCACGGCUUUCCGGUAUACCGAAGGGGAUAUGUACGUGUCGCGCACCGCCCCUGGAUCAGGAGACCAUGCAGCUUUAUGGGCUGUAAUGACCCUUUCAUCUCUCCAAGAUGCAUCCAUCACUGUUACUCGGCAGGCAGAUGAUUUAUCUAGCGAUCGGGUCAAUCCAUCGCAACUGUACACUACCGCCAGAGAUUUAAUUCCCUCAGGGCACGGUCCCUAUGAAAUCGGGCAUGUGCAAGCAUUGCUUAUUCUAUCCCUGAUCAAAUUUGGCCAGCAAGAGUGGACUGCAGCCUGGAUGCUGGUUGGACAGGCUGUCCGGAUCGCAUACACGUUGGGCCUGGAUCAGUCUGCUUUUUCAUCGUCGAAAACCCCUGACCAGGAUAGGCAGUUAGGGCGGGCGAAACAUGUCUUCUUGGGGUGCUUUGUCCUGGAGACCCUCAUUGCACAACAGACCACUCAGUGCCCAUCCCUGCGAAAGGAGGAUCUGGCCAGAGUGGGAUCCAUCAACGAAGACGGGUUGGAGGAGUGGCAUCCAUGGGAAGACCAGACUGGGUUGCGGCCCACGCAGUCCUCGCGAGCUUCUAUGCAUCGUGGACCCCUGCAUGCAUUGAGCACUUUCAACCGUCUGGUCUCCCUGGUCUCCGUGUUGAACGAGCUUUGUUGUUGCAGACAUGACCCGACCGUUUCUCGAUCGCAGCUAGAGUCACUCGAGCUCCAGCUGCAGCGCUCAGUGGCAGCGCUGCCGAAAAGUUAUCGGGUGGACCUUCAAAGCCAUCCUGUAAGCCAUCCUGUCAAGGUUGCUUCACCACAUAUCUUUUCCCUUGAGAUGAUGUAUGAGAGCAUUUCCACGGCUGUGAGUCUGCAAAUUGCCAUGCGUGAAUUUGACCAAAAUAUCCCGAACAUGCCCCAUAAGGCCCAUGCGGCCGAGAGCUCGAAGAGGCUGUUGCACUUGCUCCAAGCCUAUAUGGAAGCCUACAGCUUCUCUGCCACCACCCCGACUUUUGGCAUGAUUCUUCAAUACGGACUUCCACCUCCAUCCUCCAAAGACGUGGUAUCCAACCUGGAAACGGGUUUACGCAAUAAGCUCCAAACGUUCUCAUUCCAUCUUGCAAAUCUGUGGGCCAUGUCCGACGGGCCAGGAGCAAGCCAGGUUUUAGCUUCCAGACCCCGUGCGAUAGGAACAUCGCCAUCAAUCCCAUCUCAGCCGGAAAUUCUAACAAGCGAGGAUUCGGUUCUUUCACAGAGCCUGCCGGGCACAACACCUACACGCCAUCUUAGACCCUCCGAAGGACAUCCUCGGAUUACUACCCAUACUUCUGCCCCGACGUCUGACCCAUUCCUUUCUACUCCUUGGCUCAGAGCCACACAAAACUUCGAAGAUAGCAAUUCCCUCUUGCACACCCCUACACCAUCCUUGACCACCGUUGGUGGUGCCUCUGAGAUUUCGGCACAGCCAGGUUCUUUGGAUGAUGCGCUGGGUAGUGGACUUCGCCAACCGACGUCUGCAUCAUCCAAACCUCAGAGAGGCACUACCAUGCUCCCUGGAAUUUCACCGUCAUUCCCCUCCAAUGGCCAGUACCCGCCGGCAUAUCAGGACCCCUCUCUUGGACUAGGUCCAUUCGUUGACGUCGACGGAUACGGGCCACCACAGCGGCAACGGAUUGCCCCAGAUCUUGAUGCACUAUUCGAUGAGCUGGCAUCGUUGGAUGGUGCUGAGAAGGCCGACAACCAACCCGAGUUCAUGCAAAAUCUUGGCUUUGUCUCAGAUUCGGGAAUUCCGGAACUAUACUCGUUCUCGGGCCAAAUCGAGCCAUUUCUCUUGGCGCAGACCCAGCAAUUGCCGAGCGCGACUCCUCCCGAUGUCCGACGGGAAUCGCAGUCAUUGAGCAUGUCAACGUCGCCGAAUCGAUGA
This is a messenger RNA of Penicillium alfredii, 2781 nucleotides long. RefSeq names its product putative C6 transcription factor QutA. Gene Ontology annotation, molecular function: DNA binding; zinc ion binding; DNA-binding transcription factor activity, RNA polymerase II-specific. Gene Ontology annotation, biological process: DNA-templated transcription; positive regulation of transcription by RNA polymerase II. Bases 1 to 2781 code for a protein of 926 amino acids. NCBI's taxonomy places the organism in Eukaryota, Fungi, Ascomycota, Eurotiomycetes, Eurotiales, Aspergillaceae. The transcript is spliced from 2 exons. The record is from RefSeq and is a predicted model, not a curated record.